AUGCCGUCCCCGCGUGGACUCCCACCGGAUGGUGUGGUGAACUCUCCUCCACCGGUAUCGACUUCCAAGCACCUAGCUCGUGCGUCGGUUCAGUACCGCAAGUCCAACACUUCGACGGCGACAGACCCCAGUUUCCUCAACCAGCCCCGCGACGAUGGAAACUACUAUACAGAGCCCCCUCCUGCACCGAGUGCCCUCUGUCCCCCAACGACGCUCGCCGCGGCCAAGAACAUUGCGCCGAGUAUCGCCAUCACGCCACAAACGUACCCCAGCAGCGGGUACUUCCCGCGGCAGUCCCAGCUGAGCGGGUACUCGACCGUGCCGUCCAUGUACAGCGGCACAGACUGGGGCGUCGAGCCGGUCCUCGUGGACGGGAGAGUUAUCGACAUGCGUGUGAAGCACGACAGUCUGCUUACGAGUGGGAGCAGCUUGCCGAGCUUUGGUGCUGGCGUGCGCCAAUCGUCAAACCUGGCUCACCCGUCCCCGCUGCAGCGAGCGAGUGGCACUACAGGCCAGACAGUGCGUCCGCGCUUGUCCGCCCAAGACAGUAUCCGCCAUCGAGACUCGCACGGGUCGUCACGAACGCGAUACACCGUCGCCCCACCGACGCCGGCGCCGUCGCUCGCGAACGACACGCCGCGUCCGCCAACCCCUCCACCGAAGUCCCCGUCGCUCCGACCCCGCGACUCAGUCUCCAACCUGCGUCCCGAGAGCAUCUCCACAUCUGUAUCCUCUCGAGUGGCCACUCCAACGCCGGAUGCCCUCACACCUGCGGCGCCACCCUCGCCGUACGGUCCCGGGCCGGCGGCCUACCUCCAGAUCGAGUGCCUCCUGCCCGAGUACGCGUGCUCCCAUCCGACGCUGUACUCGUCCCCGCGCUUCGUCGAUCUCUCAGGCACCGUGAACUGGAUCAGCCCUCACAGGGUGGCGCGGACUACUGAGAGCGUCGACGCGGUAUGGGCAUCGCUGCGCAACGUUGUGGCCUUGCUGCAUGUCGAGGCUGCUUCACGGGCAGAGUAUACCCCUCCAUCGUCGUCCCGGCCUGGACAAGCCUAUCCGGUUAGGCGGAGCCCAAAGGAAGUGCCGUGGGCCUCGUUACGCGCCGUGCUGGAUACCAGCCCCCGCAUCGUUUCACGGCCAUCGUCACUACGAGAGAAGGUCACGAGCACAGUAUACAAGGCCGCGAGCAAGUUCGCCCAGAGCACAACGUCUCUCGAUAUGCGCGACAACCCCAAGCCUACCGCCGAUGUCCCCCUUCGCUCUGAGACGGGGAGCAUCGCAGUACCGAUCUCCACCCCCAUCAAUUUCCCCAGCAGCCUCGUGAAGUCCGAGAACAAGAGACACGCAAUCUACCUCCCCGGUCCGACCAUCCCUAUGCCGCGCGCACGCGACGCACCACCCAGCGUCCCCGAGCCAAGCCCGAGGAUAGAGAAGAAACAGUGGGCCGCGAUCCGCGCCACCCUCGCGGUGCUGGACGCACACUGCGCCACUGCCGCAGGGCUCGACGCGCAAAUGGCCGACAUUAACAACGGCACGCUGCCGUUCAACGUCGAGAUGGCGGCCGACCCGGCCAUCGACCUGGCUGUGCAUAUCGCCCUCAUCCGCCUGCUGUGCUCCACCCUGCUCGAGUCGUAUGCGGCGACCGAGUUCAACCGCCGUACGGGACGCUGCGUGCGCUCCCUUGUGCGGCACGUCGUUGCCGUUGGCCAAGAGUUUGGGGGAGAGUACGUCUACAUUGAGCGUGUGCGGUCCCGCACCCUCGCCGAGUUGAAGGAGGCCGGGGUGGUGCUCCGCCCUGUUGGGCUGCCGGCGGCGGGACAUGUCGUUCCGAUGGUUGCGGCGAAGAGGAAGCCUCCCACAAUCAGGUUUGCUAGCGAUACCGCGACGACCAGCAUCAAGUCUACAGAGACGUUCGAAACGGCCAAAUCUGACAACACGCCUAGUAUCCUCAAGACGUCGGAGUCAAGGAGCAAGACAGCGUCGAUGCUCUCAAAGCUGUCGCGCCGGCCGAGGCUCCCCGAAAGCUGGGGCGCCACCCCGAAGUCAGCCGCGCCAGUCCCACCACCCAAGCUAUAA
Molecule: messenger RNA, 2076 nt
Organism: Vanrija pseudolonga
Lineage: Eukaryota; Fungi; Basidiomycota; Tremellomycetes; Trichosporonales; Trichosporonaceae
Exons: 2
Coding region: 1-2076 (691 amino acids)
Source: RefSeq, a predicted model, not a curated record